UGAUUCACCACCGUACCCGUCCAGUCUGUGGCCGGAACACUUUGGUAAACAUGGCGGCGUCAGCAUCUGUAUUCAACCGAAUGCGAACUGAGUCGAAAAUAGGGGCUCAGUAUGACCAAGAAGGGAACCUCAUACAGGUGGAAACCCGAGAGGAUGAAGAGCAAAGCGUCAAACUGGCGGAAAUCCUGGAACUUCUGCUUGCAGCUGGAUACUUUCGAGCCCGCAUCAAAGGGCUGUCACCUUUUGAUAAGGUGGUCGGUGGUAUGACGUGGUGCAUCACCACAUGUAACUUUGACGUUGAUGUUAAUCUUCUUUUCCAAGAAAACUCGACCAUUGGCCAGAGAAUAGCCCUGACAGAGAAAAUAGUUUCUGUUCUGCCUAAGAUGAAGUGUCCUCAUCGCCUGGAGCCCCAUCAAAUUCAAGGAUUGGAUUUUAUUCACAUUUACCCUGUGGUGCAGUGGCUGGUGAAGCGUGCCAUUGAGACGAGGGAAGAGAUGGGAGAUUACGUGCGAGCCUACUCCAUUUCUCAGUUCCAGAGGACCCACACGCUUCCAGAGGAUGAAGAGUUUCUCCAGAAGAAAGACAAGACUAUGAGGGCGAUUCGGGAUGUACUGGAUGUGUACAAGCCACAGAGGAAGUACAGGAGGCAGAGGGAUGCAGGGGAGCUGCUGGAUGAGGAGUCCAGAGUUCACUCCACUCUGCUGGAGUAUGGCAGAAUGUCAGAUUUCCUCCUACGAUAUGGAUUCAAGCAGUCCAAACAAGAUAAGGCAGAAGAGGGGAAGACCUCGCUGGCCACUGGCUCUCAGGCAUCGGCCCCUGGGAUGGCAGAGGUAGCAGAGGAAGACAACCUGCAGGCAGCAGAGGAGAUGCGAAUCAAAGCUCUGAUGACCAGCAUGUCAACCAUGGCAAAUGAAGAGGGGAAGCUGACGGCAAGUGCAGUGGGUCAGAUAGUGGGACUGCAGUCUGAGGAGAUCAAACAGAUAGCCUCAGAGUACGCAGAGAAGCAAUCGGAGUUGUCUACAGACGAGCGUUCAGAGCGAUACGGCCCACUGCAACAGCACCGCAGAAUGGUGGCUUCACUCAACAAGCAGAUCCAGCAGAAGACCAAACAGCUGGAGGAGCUACAAGCCAAGCAUGCGAAGGUGAAAACGGAUUGUGACGAGGCCAAGAGCAAACUGAUGGAGGUUACUGAGCACUCAGAGAAGCUGGAGAAAGAGUUCAAGUCUUUAGAGGGGAUGGAAGAGCAAGCCGACGAUGGCAUGUUGCAGAAGCUGAGGGCUCUGGUGACAAUGAACGAGAACCUGAGGCAGCAGGAGCAGGAGUUCCGCGCACACUGCAGAGAAGAGAUGACCCGUCUGCAGCAGAGCAUUGAGGAGUUGAAAUCGGCAUCAGGACAGGACUCAGAGGAAGAGAAGGACAGAAACCAGCUUAUAGAUAAACAGUACAACACAGACAGAGAGAAACUGCAGAAGAUCCGUCUGCUCAUGGCUCGGAGGAACCGAGAGAUUGCCAUCCUGCAGAGGAGGAUUGACGAGAUUCCGAGCCGGGCCGAGCUGACCCAGUAUCAGAAAAGAUUCAUUGAACUCUAUAGCCAAGUCUCUGCUACGCACAAAGAGACCAAGCAGUUCUUCACUUUGUAUAACACUUUAGAUGAUAAGAAGGUCUAUCUGGAGAAGGAGGUGAAUCUUCUGAAUUCCAUUCAUGACAACUUCCAGCAAGCCAUGUCUUCUUCAGCUGCCAAGGAGCAGUUCCUCAGACAGAUGGAACAAAUAGUGGAGGGAAUCAAACAGAGCCGCAUCAAGAUGGAGAAGAAGAAGCAGGAGAACAAAAUGAGGAGAGAUCAGCUGAACGAUGAAUACCUGGAGCUGCUGGACAAACAGAGGCUGUACUUCAAAACCGUCAAGGAAUUUAAAGAGGAAUGUCGCAAAAACGAGAUACUCCUGUCCAAGCUGAGAGCUAAAGGAACUUCCUGAUGUUACUGUCAGCAGGUUUUAUGUAAGGAGAAACAUAGUGUAUAAUCUGAAUGAGCUAAAGUGAUCAUUGAUGCAUUCCAUGUCAUUGUUUAUGUCUAACGGAUUCGUUAACACACUUAGGAUUUGGGUUCUAAACCCCUGGAAAUUCCUUUGACACUGGGCUCCGAAUACGUCCCACAUCCUGCAGACGCAUGAAUCUAAAUACAUUUCUUUGGAAAGUCUGGUUUUGAUUACAUUCUCCGUAACAAUGCCAAUAAAAACAAACCACCAUCAAUGCCCCCAUUCUCACGAUGUGGAGCUGCAACAGAAAAGAGAGUCCCAUAACUUUUAAAUGUUUCCUUUGCUAAUAAUGCCUCUCUUACACGUCUCUAAUGUUCUUACUCUCUGUCACCAUCCAAUGACCAUGUAUGACCAAGGUAAUGAAUAAAAUAAUAUUUUGAAAAGCC
Messenger RNA from Mugil cephalus (flathead mullet), 2419 nucleotides. RefSeq names its product coiled-coil domain containing 93 (gene ccdc93). The record is from RefSeq and is a predicted model, not a curated record. NCBI's taxonomy places the organism in Eukaryota, Metazoa, Chordata, Actinopteri, Mugiliformes, Mugilidae. The transcript is spliced from 24 exons. The coding region runs from base 51 to 1973 and encodes 640 amino acids. Gene Ontology annotation, biological process: Golgi to plasma membrane transport.